Molecule: messenger RNA, 2064 nt
Organism: Neohortaea acidophila
Lineage: Eukaryota; Fungi; Ascomycota; Dothideomycetes; Mycosphaerellales; Teratosphaeriaceae
Product: copper amine oxidase
Exons: 2
Coding region: 1-2064 (687 amino acids)
Biological process (GO): amine metabolic process
Molecular function (GO): primary methylamine oxidase activity; quinone binding; copper ion binding
Source: RefSeq, a predicted model, not a curated record
AUGACGACAAAGAACGCUCAGCAGCAUAAACCCUACACCAAUGGCUUUCACACCAAUGGGUUCCCAUCGACGACCAGCUUCCCCCUCGAUCCUCUUACCACGGAUGAGAUUGAAGCGGCGGUUCAUAUUGUCCGCAAGGAGCAUCCAGACGUCCAUUUCAAUGCGGUCACGUUACACGAACCUCCAAAGGACGACCUGACCCGGUAUAUGGCUUCGCCAGAGACUGAGCCAUGCCCGCAUCGUAUCGCAGACAUCGUUGCCAUCGGCAAAGGCAGCAAAGUGUUCGAUGGACUCGUUGACUUGGACAAGCACAAGAUUCUGGAAUGGGAGUUUGCAGAAGGCAAGCAGCCUCUAAUCACCAUGGAAGACCUCCAAGUUGUAGAAGGCUGCGCGCGACGGGAUCCGAAAGUCAUCGAGCAAUGUGGCAUCCUCGGCAUUCCUCCUGAGGACAUGCACAAAGUCUACUGCGACCCCUGGACAAUCGGCUAUGAUGAUCGCUUCGGGUCGAGCGUGCGACUACAACAGGCGUUAAUGUACUACCGCCCGUCUGUGGACGACAGCCAAUACACUUAUCCUCUCGACUUCUGUCCGAUUUUCAAUUCCGACACGCAAGAGAUCGUGCAUAUCGAUGUUCCGGAAGUGCGCAGGCCUUUGAACCAGGCGCCUCCAUCGAAUUACCAUGCGGAAGCAGUCCAGAAAGCGGAGGGCCUCCGCGAAGACCUGAAGCCUCUCAGCAUCUCCCAACCGGAAGGCGUCUCCUUUCGAGUCGAAGGGAGGACGGUCAAGUGGCAAAAUUGGAGUGUACACGUUGGCUUCAACUACCGCGAGGGUAUCGUACUCUCCAACAUUACCUUCAACGACAAGGGAAAUGUCCGGCCCGUCUUCUGGCGCUUGUCACUCGCCGAGAUGGUCGUUCCAUAUGGGAAUCCAGAACGCCCGCAUCAUCGAAAGCAUGCAUUUGAUCUGGGCGAGUAUGGCGGAGGCUACAUGACCAACUCUCUGUCCCUCGGCUGUGACUGCAAGGGCGCCAUCCAUUACAUGGACGCAGCGUUCGUCAACAAGGCCGGGGCAUCACAGACGAUUAAGAAUGCAAUUUGUAUCCAUGAAGAAGACGCCGGCAUUCUCUUCAAACACACCGAUUUUCGUGACGACUCCUGCACCGUCACUCGCGCUCGCAAGCUCAUCAUCAGCCAUGUCUUCACCGCUGCCAACUAUGAGUAUUGCGUCUACUGGAUUUUCCACCAAGACGGCACGGUGCAGCUCGAGAUCAAGCUGACGGGCAUCUUGAAUACUUACGCUAUGGGUCCGGGCGAGUCGGCUGCGCCAUGGGGAACGGAGGUGUACCCUGGCGUCAACGCCCACAACCACCAGCAUCUUUUCUGCCUCCGCAUCGAUCCGAAUGUCGAUGGUCCGCAAAACACCGUCUUCCAAGUGGAUGCUGUGCCGAGCGAAGCCGCGCUCGGCAGCGAUGAGAACUACUACGGAAAUGCGUUUUACGCCAAGAAGACGAAACUUGACACCAUGAGUACUGGCAGAAGUGACUACAACGCCACCACCAGCAGGACUUGGGAUAUCAGCAACACGAACAAGCUGAACCCCUACAGCCACAAACCCGUCACCUACAAGCUAGUGAGUCGCGAAGUCCCCCGCCUACUACCCAAGGAGAACAGCCUCGUCUGGAAGCGGGCUGGAUUCGCUCGUCAUGCUGUACAUGUGACUAAGUACUCUGACGAUCAAAUCUACCCCGCUGGCCGACACGUUCCCCAGACCUCCGGGGAGCCGUCCGAGGGCAUUCCGGCGUGGAUUGCAGCCGACCCCGAUGGCAGUCUUGACAACACCGACAUUGUCCUCUGGCAUACGUUCGGCCUCGUCCACUUUCCUGCCCCGGAAGACUACCCAGUCAUGCCCGCAGAGCCAAUGAGCGUCCUCUUGCGCCCACGCAAUUUCUUCACGUCCAAUCCGUGUAUGGACGUUCCGCCGUCGUUUUCCAGCACUCCAAGCCAGGUUGCCGCCGGGACCAACGGGUGCCACAAGAUGGAGGAUACUGUGAGUCGAGUGGUGUGA